Nilaparvata lugens (brown planthopper) is the source of this 1272-nucleotide messenger RNA. RefSeq lists its product as uncharacterized. Bases 299 to 1036 code for a protein of 245 amino acids. The transcript is spliced from 7 exons. The record is from RefSeq and is a predicted model, not a curated record. NCBI's taxonomy places the organism in Eukaryota, Metazoa, Arthropoda, Insecta, Hemiptera, Delphacidae.
ACCACACCCAUUCACUUUAACCAUAUUGCUAUCGAAAGAUCGAAAGGUGGAAUUUUACACGUACAGAUAAAUUAACCCAUUCUCGACUGUUCAAGACUGGGAUCUCUGCGAUCAGCUAGUGCUUCCAUCAAUCCCUGGUUUUCGUUUUUUUGACGGAUCUUCUAGGAUCAACAUACCAAAAUGUGGACCAUAAUUAUGAGGAAGGACAUUAUGGCAUAUGGUGUUGUGCCCAAUUGUUGGCUGCUCAAUGAAUACGAAUGUGCCUACCCCGAUGUAGGACUAGCAAAAACAAAAAAAAAUGGCACAGGAGUGCGUCCAACCACAAAAUGAUUGGGACACAGUUCCAAUAGAAUUGACGACGAGAGAUGUUGACAAUUAUGAAUGUGGCCUAAAGGAUAUCAUCAGACUCUCUUUAGGGAAGUCGACUGUGACUUCAUCCGAGAAUGAGGAGAGGGGAAGAGGAAAAAGAAAAUCCCGACCAAAUCACCGCUUGAAUUUUGAAAGCCACUGUGUGAAGGAAUGUAAUUCGUCUGAGGGUGAUUGCGAGGAUGGGGAGCCAUCUCCAAUUGCAGAUGCUAAUAAAACGAAGGUGUUGCCAACUCUCCCAGUUUUAACGCCACUAUUAAAAAAGCCGAGGAAGGAGAAUGAUGUAAAAAGUCCGGCAGCUCCUACCCAUUGCCAAAUAAAAACUAAAAAACAUUCUUGUCCCUUCGAUUUUGAGGGGGUCAAUUUUGACCAUGCUUUGGGGCAUGCUUUCUGCUCUUUAUCACGUGACAUUAGCAAAAUCAAUGCAAAUUUAUCUCAUCUGAGGGAAUGCCAAGAUGAAUUGCAAAAGUCUGUUGAUUUAUUAAUGACUAAAAAUUGUAAUGGGGCUGAAAAUGCAGACCCCAAUAUUGCUGUGGCACACUUUCCGCAAGCAAUAAUUAUUGAAGAUCUCCCUAUUGCGUCCCUUGACAAAUUGAUCAAAUUUGAAAAAAAAACUCCUGGACAGGGAGUUCAUGACCAGAUGUGUUUCCUAUGCAGCAUCAUCUGCUGAUAAAACCACCGAGAGCAGGACCGUAACUAGCAUCAUGGCGAAGCUUGUCAACAUUGAAGUGGCAGUGAAUUUCUCGUGGAAGGGGGUCCAAAGGAAGGACCAGAAACUAGAAAAAAGACCCUUCAAGGACCUCAAUAUUUCUAAAUUGAUGAUUGCUGCCGUAAAAAGAUGUUGGGUUGAUGCAGACAUCAAAAGAAUCAACCUCACGGCUGCAUCGUGGUUGGCGCAAUCGCAAA